Molecule: messenger RNA, 750 nt
Organism: Cooperia oncophora
Lineage: Eukaryota; Metazoa; Nematoda; Chromadorea; Rhabditida; Trichostrongylidae
Source: the annotation of a GenBank genome assembly
AUGAGAAUCUGGAAAAAUGGCAUGAAGGACGAUCUGGCCACAUUGUCGAGCCAACACAGCGGAUACGAGCUUUGGAUCACUGGUCAUUCUCUUGGAGGAGCCAUGGCUUCGUUGGCCGCCUCUUACAUCGCCCACAACAAGCUGUUUGCAGCUGACAAGCUUCCGGGACAUAUUGAAGUGAAAAUAUUCCAGAUCAAAUUGGUGACGUUCGGACAGCCUCGCACUGGAGAUAAGGACUAUGCCGCUGCGGUAGAGAAAGAAGUUCCAUACGCCUUCCGAGUGACGCAUUCCCACGACUCAGUUCCGCAUCUACCGCUGGAGAACAUGGAGGGCUACUACCAUCAUAAAACUGAGGCGUUCUACAAAAAAGGAAUGGCCGUAGGUGCUCACUAUUACGUAUGCUACGAUAUGGGAGAAAGCACCUUCUGUUCGGAUGGCAAUCUAGCCGACACCUCCAUAAAAGACCACCUUCACUAUUUCGAGAAAGACGUUCCAUACGCCUUCCGAGUGACGCAUUCCCACGACUCAGUUCCGCAUCUACCGCUGGAGAACAUGGAGGGCUACUACCAUCAUAAAACUGAGGCGUUCUACAAAAAAGGAAUGGCCGUAGGUGCUCACUAUUACGUAUGCUACGAUAUGGGAGAAAGCACCUUCUGUUCGGAUGGCAAUCUAGCCGACACCUCCAUAAAAGACCACCUUCACUAUUUCGAGAAAGACGUUUCUGAGUACGGAGUCAAGGGCUGCAAGUAA